Messenger RNA from Lampris incognitus (smalleye Pacific opah), 2088 nucleotides. RefSeq names its product cytochrome P450 26A1 (gene cyp26a1). Gene Ontology annotation, biological process: sterol metabolic process. Gene Ontology annotation, molecular function: iron ion binding; oxidoreductase activity, acting on paired donors, with incorporation or reduction of molecular oxygen; monooxygenase activity. The record is from RefSeq and is a predicted model, not a curated record. The transcript is spliced from 7 exons. Bases 62 to 1531 code for a protein of 489 amino acids. Lineage: Eukaryota; Metazoa; Chordata; Actinopteri; Lampriformes; Lampridae.
GACGCACCGGGACCGGCCCAACCGCUCCACUGCCGACCUGGACGAAUCCUUCUCUUUAAAAAUGGCAUUGAACACAUUGUUAGCGACGUGUUUGUGCACACUGGUCCUUCCCAUGCUGUUGUUUCUGGCGGCGGUGAAACUGUGGUCCAUCUACCAGAUCCGCGGCAGAGACCCGAGCUGCCGCAGCCCGCUGCCGCCCGGGUCCAUGGGCCUGCCCUUCAUCGGCGAGACGCUGCAGCUCGUCCUCCAGAGGAGGCGGUUCCUGCGGAUGAAGCGGCAGAAGUACGGCUUCAUCUACCGGACGCACCUCUUCGGUAGCCCCACCGUGCGCGUGACGGGGGCGGACAACGUGCGGCACAUUCUGCUCGGCGAGCACAAGCUGGUGACGGCGCAGUGGCCCGCGUCCGUGCGCACGAUUCUGGGCUCGGACACGCUCUCCAACCUGCACGGCGCCCAGCAUAAGACCAAGAGGAAGGCCAUCAUGCAAGCGUUCUCCUGGGACGCUCUGCAGCACUACAUUCCCGUCAUCCAGGAAGAGGUCCGGGGGGCCAUGAGGGAGUGGCUUGAGAGGGACACGUGCGUAAUGGUCUACCCUGAGAUGAAACGCCUGAUGUUCCGCAUAGCCAUGCGGAUUUUGCUGGGGUUUGCCCCGGAGCAGAUAAGGACAGACGAGCAGCAGCUGGUGGAGGCCUUCGAGGAAAUGAUCAAGAAUCUGUUCUCGCUGCCCAUUGACGUGCCCUUCAGCGGGCUGUACAGGGGUCUGAAGGCGAGGAACUUCAUCCACUCAAAGAUAGAGGAGAACAUCCGGAAGAAGGUGCAAGAAUGUGACAGGGAGGUGAAACACAGAGAUGCGCUGCAGCAGCUCAUAGACAGCAGCAAGAAGAACGGAGAGGCCUUCAGCAUGCAGGCCAUUAAGGAGUCUGCUACAGAGCUGCUGUUUGGAGGCCAUGAGACCACAGCCAGCACAGCAACCUCUCUGAUCAUGUUCCUGGGACUGAACCCGGAAGUAGUGGACAGACUGAGGCAGGAACUGAUGGAAAAGCAAGAACAGGGUGUAGACCUUCAGAGUCUGAAUAUUGAGUCCUUGGAGCAGUUGAAGUAUGCUGGCUGUGUCAUUAAAGAGACUCUGAGGCUCAACCCUCCAGUCCCCGGUGGAUUCAGAGUGGCCGUCAAGACCUUCGAACUUAAUGGCUUCCAGAUUCCCAAAGGGUGGAACGUCAUCUACAGUAUCUGUGACACUCAUGAGGUGGCUGAGGUCUUCCCCAACAAGGAAGAAUUCCAGCCGGAGCGCUUCAUGUCCAAACUCUCCAAACACUCCUCCUCCAGGUUCCAGUACAUCCCGUUUGGCGGGGGUUCUAGGAUGUGCGUGGGGAAAGAGUUUGCAAAAGUCCUGUUGAAGAUUUUCCUGGUGGAGGUGGCUCGACACAGUAACUGGACUCUUCUAAAUGGACCCCCCACCAUGAAAACGGGACCUACAGUCUAUCCCGUAGACAAUCUGCCAACUAAGUUCACAAGCUACGUCCACAAGUGAAGCCUUGUUCUUUACAACAGACGAGGGGUUGCCCUCUGAAAGUGCAGCUGAAAGUUUUGUAGUAGAAAUGUGUGUUGCUGUUAAGUUUUUAUUUUUCUAUUGUGGGUUGGAAGAUGAUUACCUUGGUGUUGGGCAGCACUAAGGUAUGACUAAGAAAAGCAGAGCCUCAAACUGGUCAAGGUGUUAUUGUUGGCACGGAAUGAACCGUACAUAGUGUAACGUGCAUGGAUGAGUAGUCGAACCCUUUAGACGACUGGUUAACGUUGUCGCUUGCGGUGUGGGAGCCGCGGGUUCGCGUCCCGGAUGUGGCGUCCCGACCGGCUCUCCGAAUCCGCUUCAACAUCAGCUGUAGAUGACCCAACUAAAACAUGUAUAUUACAUUUUAUAUUUAAUUUUAAUACACCAAAUUUGUAUCUAUUCUUUUUUUAUUACGAGGAAACACAACAAAACGAGAGGCACUACACAUCGACGUGGAAAACCGUACCACUACAGCGUAACACUACAUUUACAGAAGGAUUUACUUUGUUCAUGCGGCGUUUAUAUCUCACCCAGCUUAU